AUGAAGAGAUACUACACUGGACGAAGUAAGGCUACUAGACAUCGACAUCGGAAGAUAAGAAAAGACGAAGAUACUUCAUGUGAAUCUAGUACUGACUCUGAGGAAUUUGAAGCCGGCAAGGAACAGAAUGUUAAUACUACAUGUUCAUCCCCUAUUAAUUCUGAGCCUGGCUAUGAUGAUGGUUGUGAGACAACUAAGCGUGCACAGAAUAAUGCUGAACAGUCUCAAUCUGCUGGGAGUGGCUGUUCCGUCUUUGUGGAUGAGUCACAGAACGCAAUGCAGAAGUUAUCGUCUAAUCUGCUUACACAUGUAUCAAUCCCUCGCAAAUUAAAGGAUUCCCACAAGGAUCAUGCUGCACAGAACAAUGUUGAUAGUUCACCAUCUGAGAAAUUGUUGACAGCAGCAACAAGUCCUACUGAUGCAAGUCGUGAUACAGGGGACGAUGAUGUGGAGUCUGCUGAUCUGUUCAUAUCAGACAACAGUGACGAAGGAAGCUCUCUUUCAACUGAAGAUGUAAACUGUGAUGGUGGUGUUCAUGAGGCAACUAAGAGAACACAAAACAAUGCUGAAAGGUCACCAUCUGAGAAACUAUUGACAGCUUCGACACUUCCUAUUGAUGCAAGUCUUGAUGCAGAGGACAAUGAUGUGGAGUCUGUUGAUCUGUUCAUGUCAGACAUUGACGAAGGAAGCUCUCUUUCAUCUGAAGAUUUCUGCUCUGAUUCAUAUAUAGCACAUUAUCUUGAUGAAGAGCCCGAACAACCUAGAAUUGAAAACCCCCAUGCAGAACCUCAAGAAGGUGUUCUACAAAAUGACGUCAACCCUGGUGGUCAUGCUGACCACGACGACCCAGACGACCCUGAUGACCCUGAAGAUCCUAAUGACUCGGAAGACCUCAGCAGCUCAGAUGAAUCUGAUGAAGAGGAAAAUAAUCAACAGCCAGCAAAUCUUAUGAAUAAUCACUUGAGGAUGGAAGUAGAACUACAACUACAUUCCAAUCUCACAAAAGGUGAAGUUAUUGUGCUAGAACUGGCAAACGCAAUUAGGCACAGGAAGACUUUUGAAAGUGUCUGA
Molecule: messenger RNA, 1071 nt
Organism: Frankliniella occidentalis (western flower thrips)
Lineage: Eukaryota; Metazoa; Arthropoda; Insecta; Thysanoptera; Thripidae
Product: HIV Tat-specific factor 1 homolog
Exons: 6
Coding region: 1-1071 (356 amino acids)
Source: RefSeq, a predicted model, not a curated record